Messenger RNA from Orycteropus afer afer, 702 nucleotides. RefSeq names its product ornithine decarboxylase antizyme 3 (gene OAZ3). Gene Ontology annotation, molecular function: ornithine decarboxylase inhibitor activity. The record is from RefSeq and is a predicted model, not a curated record. Gene Ontology annotation, cellular component: nucleus; cytoplasm. Lineage: Eukaryota; Metazoa; Chordata; Mammalia; Tubulidentata; Orycteropodidae. Gene Ontology annotation, biological process: positive regulation of protein catabolic process.
UGUAACAGGUCACGCCCCUCUGCUUAUUCCCUUUCUUAUAUCAAGAAGGGAAAAACACGGAACUACCGGUAUCCAAUCUGGUCCCCGUACGCCUACUACCUUUACUGUUACAAAUACCGGAUCACCCUCCGGGAGAAGAUGCUGCCUUGUUGUUGUAAAAGUGUCACUUACAAGGAACGGGAGGACCUGACACUCCGGCCCCGUUCCUGCCUUCAGUGCUCCGAGUCCCCAGUAGGUCUCCGGGUGGACAGAAGCACCGAUCAGGGUGACAACAACCAGCUUAAAGAACUGUAUUCGGCUGGGAACCUGACGGUGCUAGCUGCUGACCCCCUGCUCCACCAGGACCCCGUGCAGUUAGACUUUCACUUCCGCCUCACCCCACAGACCUCAGCCCAUUGGCACGGCCUUCUCUGUGACCAUCGACUCUUCCUAGAUAUCCCAUAUCGGGCCUUGGACCAAGGCAACAGGGAAAGUCUGACCGCAACACUGGAGUAUGUGGAGGAGAAGACCAACGUAAACUCCGUGUUUGUGAACUUCUGUAACAAUCGGAAUGACACAGGUGCCCUACUGCGGGCCUUCAGCUACAUGGGCUUUGAGGUGGUCAGACCAGAUCACCCUGCCCUCCCUCCCUGGGACAAUGUCAUCUUUAUGGUGUAUCCCCUUGAAAGAGACCUUGGCCACUCACCCAGUGAACCUCCCUGA